Molecule: messenger RNA, 489 nt
Organism: Electrophorus electricus (electric eel)
Lineage: Eukaryota; Metazoa; Chordata; Actinopteri; Gymnotiformes; Gymnotidae
Product: protein S100-A1-like
Cellular component (GO): cytoplasm
Molecular function (GO): calcium ion binding; calcium-dependent protein binding
Source: RefSeq, a predicted model, not a curated record
ACGCUCCAGGCUCGGGCGGGGCAGCGCUAUAAAUUCCUGUGCCGAGUCAUUCGCACUUUUCCUGCGCAAGGCUGCAUCCCCGCUUUCAAAGUUCCUUUCCGAGUUCGAACUGUGAGUCACCAUGCCGACUGAGCUGGAGACAGCGAUUGAAACUUUAAUUACAGUGUUCCACCGUUACGCGAAGAAAGAUAGUGACGAUAACGCGCUCAACCGCAAAGAGCUGCGCAUGCUCAUGGAGACAGAACUUAAAAGCUUCCUCAAGUGUCAGAAAGACCCAGCCACCGUGGACAAGAUAAUGAAAGAUCUGGACGCUAACAGUGAUGGAGUAGUAAACUUUCAAGAGUUUGUGUCUCUGGUGGUCGGCCUGUCCGUGGCCUGCGAACAGAUAUACCAACUUCAGAAGACCGGAAAAAAGUAGGAGACAACAGCAGGAAGAUGUGGGAUUUUGUACGGAGUCAUUUUUAAUAAACACACCCCUCCUAAUCACAA